This is a messenger RNA of Arthroderma uncinatum, 3147 nucleotides long. RefSeq names its product carotenoid cleavage dioxygenase 1. Bases 1 to 3147 code for a protein of 1048 amino acids. Gene Ontology annotation, molecular function: carotenoid dioxygenase activity; transmembrane transporter activity. The transcript is spliced from 5 exons. Gene Ontology annotation, biological process: carotene catabolic process; transmembrane transport. NCBI's taxonomy places the organism in Eukaryota, Fungi, Ascomycota, Eurotiomycetes, Onygenales, Arthrodermataceae. The record is from RefSeq and is a predicted model, not a curated record.
AUGGCCAACAAGAAGAAAGAUGGCGGAUGUACACAUAUGUACCUGAAAGGAAAUUUUGCCCCGAUACACAAUGUCUGCCCACCCACACCUUGUGAUCACAUAGGUGAUAUCCCAAAAGAACUCAUCGGCGGACAAUAUGUCCGUAAUGGGGGCAAUCCAUUGACAAAUGACGACCUAGGGCGAGAUGCCCAUUGGUUUGAUGGAGAUGGCAUGCUCAGCGGCGUUUUCUUUAGAAGGCUCAAGGGUACCGCCGUCCAGGCAGAAUAUGUCAACAACUAUGUCUUGACAGAUGUGUAUCUCGCUGCCCUGGCAAAUCCGAAACUCCGUCAGCCAAUACUGCCAAGUGUUACAACUUUGAUCAAUCCGAGGACGACCCUAGGCAAGAUAGUCUACUCAAUAUGUCGGACCCUUGUUCUUGUUUUAUGGUCAUAUGUGAAUGGCUCAAGAAGGCCGAUUAAGAAGAUUAGCGUUGUUAAUACCAAUAUCAUUUACCAUGAUGGUCGUGCUUUGGCUACCUGCGAGAGUGGACCGCCCAUGAGAGUGUCGCUACCAGGGCUCGAAACAGUCGGUUGGUUCAACGGCUGGAAGGCAGAGGGAGAGCCAGGGGAUUUGGAUUUGCACUCAUCUCGCCUUGGGUUUGGGGGAAUUGGUCUGACUGGCUUUCUCAAUGAAUGGACCACUGGACAUCCUAGGGCAGAUCCUCAAACUCGCGAACUGGUUCUCUUUCAUUCGACGUUCUUCCCGCCAUUUGUGCACUACUCUGUUGUGCCCGAUUCACGAGUCCAACAUGGCCUUCUGGAGCCGCAGUCCCCGCUUCUCAAUAUACCCGUCCCAGGCAUUAAGUCAGCCAAGAUGAUGCAUGAUUUUGGUGUAUCACACGAGCAUACUGUCAUAAUUGAUCUUCCUCUUUCCCUGGAUCCGGUAAACUUAGCUUACAAUAAGCCUGUCAUUGCUUAUGAGGUCGACGGUUGUACUCGCUUCGGUAUCUUUCCACGAUAUAAACCAGACCAGGUGCGAUGGUUUGAAACCGCCCCUUGUUGCAUUUUCCACACUACCAAUACGUGGGAAUCAGAGGGUGGAGAGGGCGGCAUUGAUGGGCUGGUUCUGAAUAUGCUUGUCUGCCGUAUGACGACCCCUGCGAUCAUUUUUAACGCAGGAAAUAUUCCAUCACCGGCAGGCAUCGACAAGCUUGAAAAGGAAUGCCGUCUUUAUUACUAUCAAUUCGACCUAUCUCAAGCGACAAACGUCAUUUCUCAUCAAUGGGCUCUCUCUGCAAUACCUUUUGAAUUACCCCACGUACCCAAAAAUCUCGCCAUGUCUUCCACCCGCUUUGUCUAUGGCUGUUCAUUAUCGAACGGCACAUUUACGGCGGCACUCGGAAGAGCCGCCAAGGUAGACUGUCUGGCGAAGGUAGAUGUGAGGGCCUUGAUCAACGAGGGUAUUAAAAGACCCCCAAUGUCUGUGACUGGCUGUGUGGAUGGCCGAUCAGUUCAAGAGAUUCUGUCUUCAAAUAACCCCGAGGACCCUAUCAGAAUAUUUCCAAUGCCUUCCGGAUGGUACGCACAAGAAUGCAGUUUUGUGCCUAGAGCAAAUGGGAUUUCAGAGGACGAUGGGUGGCUUUUAACCUUUGUUUUUGACGAGUCUCAGCUUGAUGAAGACGGGAAUGCUCCACGAGCAAUGGCGCUUGUCCCCCCACUGGCGGCUGAAUUUACUGUCACCCCUACCAAUCCCCAAGACCACAUCGUUUCAGCUUGUCCGUCGACCCGAUCUCGAUACGAUGACGUUCUAGUCCAUGAGAAGUCCGAUACUGAAGGAGAGGAACGUCCAGGCGGUCCGGCCGAGGUGCGGAAUGGGAGCCAUCAUGGCGACAGUGAAGCGCAGUCUGCGGGACUCCCGAAUGACGGGGUAUACUAUCCUGAAGGCGGCUUCGAGGCAUGGAUGGUGGUUGUCGGGUCCUGCUUUGGGACUGCUGUCACGCUUGGGAUGAUGAACACAGUCGGUACCCUCCAGGCAUAUGUUGUUGAACAUCAGCUCAAACAGUACGACGAAGGAACGACUGGAUGGAUAUUCAGCACCUUCAUCUUCCUUGGUUUCUUUGGUGGUGUCCAGGUCGGGCCUGUGUUUGAUGCCCAUGGUCCCAGACUGCUCAUGCUCGCCGGCAGCGUCUGCAUGGGCGUUAGCAUGAUGCUUCUCGGCUUGUGUACCCAAUACUGGCAUUUUAUGCUGUGCUUCGGCAUACUCGGUGGAACAGGCGCGUCCUUGAUCUUUACUCCCGCGCUAUCAGCAAUCAGUCACUGGUUCUCUGAGAAGCGAGCAACUGCAACUGGCAUCGCGGCAGCAGGCGGUUCUGUCGGUGGCAUCGUCUUCCCACUAGCCUUGCAAAAACUGUACACCGUGGUGUCAUUUGCCUGGGCCACCAGAAUCGUUGGGUUCGCCGUCAUCUUUUGUUGCGCUGUCGCCGUCAUUUUAGUACGCUCUCGUCUACCUCCAAAACCGGGACAGACGGUUAUACCCAGCGUACGGAUCUUCCGUAACCAGGCGUACCUGUCCGUUACUCUAGGGACCUAUUUCAUGGAAUGGGCUCUCUUUGUUCCAAUUGCGUAUAUUACUGCAUUUGCCUUGUCCACAGGCGCCAUGUCUCUGGAGUUUUCGUACCAGCUCAUCGCUAUAAUGAACGCGGGCUCGAGCAUCGGUCGGGCGUUACCCGGGUACGUUGCCGACAAACUAGGUCGCUUCAACAGCAUGGUUGCCGCGCUUGUUAUUUGUACAGCGAUGACUAUAACCCUCUGGCUCCCGGCUUCCCUUCUCACCACAACUCCAUCCUCCGCGCCCACUAUCAAGGCGCUUUCCAUUGUCUUUGCUCUUAUAUUUGGCUUCGCCUCUGGCUCCAACGUCUCCCUGGCGCCUGUAUGUGUAGGCCAACUCUGUGACACCAAUGAGUAUGGGAGGUACUAUGCAACCUGCUAUACUAUCGUCUCAUUUGGCACACUCACAGGUAUCCCAAUUGCGGGGAGUCUUCUUCGGCUGACCGACGGGCGCUACUGGGGUGUUGUCCUAUGGACUACACUUUGUUAUGUUAUCUCCUUAGCAUGCUUCAUCUGGAGCCGUGCUUGUUGCGUGGGCUGGAAAUUAGGCGUCAAAUUUUAG